AUGAACUCAUACUCCUGUUUGUCGCUGGCAGUUAUAUUACAGUUUGCCUCUGCUCAAGUUCUGUCGUACGAUGGCUCACAGCUCAUCUCUUCACCAGCUUUUCAGAAUUUCAACGGGAAUCGUCAAAAUUUAAACAGCAUUUCAAAUGCUAACAACAUUGGCUUGGCAACGAAUAAUAUACUGCCAAUGGCCAAUAUAAAUGCUGCAAAUAAUAUAAUAAACGCCAACCAAUUGACAAACAUGCCAAUAGGAAACAACUUUGCCAAUGCCAAUUCAGAUGUAUUCAGAAAUAAUUUACUUACCAAUAAUUUUGGUAACAAUUUGGAGGUUAGAAAUUUAUUCAAUAAUAAUUUAGCAAAUUCAGUUGCUAAUUCAAAUUUAGCAAACGCUGUUGCUAAUGCAAAUUUAGUAAAUGCUAAUGUGGCUAAUAUUAAUUUAGCAAAUGGAUACAAUAUUAAUAGUGGUAAAUUUGAACCAGUUAAUAAUCCAACCUUUGCACAAUUGGUGGCGGCACAUAAUUCUGGCGUCCAACUUUUAGCAGACGGUUUACAGGUCGGUGGAGCUCUUCUAAUAAGAGGGCAGUAUCCCAUACAAGGUACUGUAGGAGUGAAUGGGAAUUUAGAAAGCAGAGGAAUGGCAUCCGUUUUAUGUAAUACAUAA
Molecule: messenger RNA, 660 nt
Organism: Achroia grisella
Lineage: Eukaryota; Metazoa; Arthropoda; Insecta; Lepidoptera; Pyralidae
Exons: 2
Coding region: 1-660 (219 amino acids)
Source: RefSeq, a predicted model, not a curated record